CCACAUCACCGCUGGCAAUUACGGAAGGUACAGACAGCGACAACGGUGUGCACCUGCCACAGUCACACAACGACCAACGGCACCAGCAACAACAACAGCAUACUCACCAACAUACGAAGCACACAGGCGCACUCGCGGUGUCAAACGGUCACCAUAAACACGAUCCGAAUGGGAGAGUGCCGGAGUUACGGAGCUCAGCGAACCACGAGAACUAUCCUGUGCGAGGGACGGAUAGAGGUGAGCCAGCGGGCAAUACAAAUAGUAGGCAGAACAACAGCAAUAGCAAUAGUAACACGUACGCCAGUGGUAGCAGCAAGCGGAUGAGCAAUAUAGUGGGUGCUAAUAACGGGAGAGUAAACGAGAAUGCGAUGGCUACGCAUAGCGGAGAGAAUGCGGUAGUGCAAGUAAGCGCCCCCGACGGUGGUCAUUCCGCACCCGGACCACAUAACGGGACCGGUCCGAACUCAAUGUCUAGGGGUGCUGCGACGAAUGGAUCAGCAAAUAGUACACAUAUGGGCACUGUUACAACCGGCAGUGGCAACAACAACACGGCCAUGGGGAAUCAACACACGGUCACACGCCCCCAAGGUAGUACACACGCUACAGCUCAGUGGAACGCCGCCUUGAGUACGACUGGCUGUAAUGGUGUGAACAAUAACGCAAAUACAGGCGGGGGUAUACGCGCACGCACCUAUCCGUCUGGGAAUGCUUCGCCGAGUGUAGGUAGCGCGAAUGCAGGGAUGGCUGCGAACGCUAGUCCGGGUAUGAGGCCGGUCAACGGUGUACAGGCUGCAGGGGUGGAGGGUAGGGAUUCCAGGGGUGUGGGUGUGGGUGUGGGUGUGGGUGUGGGUGUGGGUGUGGGUGUGGGUGUGGGUGUGGGUGUGGGUGUGGGUGUGGGUGUGGGUGUGGGUGUGGGUGUAGCUACUGCAACACAUCAGCGGCAAUAG
Molecule: messenger RNA, 947 nt
Organism: Sphaeroforma arctica JP610
Lineage: Eukaryota; Ichthyosporea; Ichthyophonida
Exons: 1
Molecular function (GO): transferase activity
Source: RefSeq, a predicted model, not a curated record